UUAUAAGGAUAUAUAAUGCGGAGGGAGAGAGAGACAGUAAGAAAGAGCGGAAGAAGCAGUUGCGACGCCGACCGACAACAACUGUAAUUUUCCAUUAAUUUUUGGGCGGGUUUUGUGCUGCACAAUAAUACAACUGGCAUAAUAUAACUUGGACUAUUUUGUAUAACCACCAUGUGUAUUUUGUUCACGUUUUGCUGCGUGUGUAGGUGUGAGUAUAUGUAUGUGUGAUAAACUUGAAAUACAACGCAAUCGCAACGAGAACCAAAACUUGUCAAGCACUUGAGUGCUGACCGCAUUCAAAGAGGUGUAGUCCCGGCAGCAAGGAGACUAUAGCUAAUUUUUCCCUGUGGAGCACAAAUAUCACAUCGGAUCUAUACGAGAGACACGUCUAUAUAUUCAGACCACCAGGACGCAGAGGAUAGAGGAGAAAGGACGAAGCGAAGGAGAGACGCGCGCCCCCCUCGUUUCCCGCCCAGCCAACAGCCGUGUGAACCCGUCUUGAAUGGAUCCAUUUGUUGGCUGGUUUCAGAAGGAACAGGAGGGACCAUCGUUGUGCACAUGGUUAAAGAUUUGGGAGACGAAUGCCCAGGAGAUGGGCGCAUUGCUUAAUCAACAGCUACAGCAGACGACGGCGAUCAACGGGAGCACGAGCAGCAGCAGCAGCAGCAGUAAUAGUGGUAACAACAACAACAACAACAACAAUAAUAACAACAUCAAUAACACUAUCACCAACACGACCAAUAACACUGGUAACAAUUCAUCGGCCAAACCCUACUUAUCGCGACCCUACAGCUCGCUAAAUCGGGUGCUCAAUUUCCGAGCGGAUUCCCUGGAGAUCCUGCAGCAGCAACAACAACAGCAGCAGAUCAACGGGACCACUCAGCGCAACAGCACUAACAUCAACACCACCAGCGGCGGCAGCACUAGCUCGUCGGCAGAUUCCACCACGAAUCGGGACAAUAACUCACCCGCCAACAGCAGUUCAACCAACGGACCAGGAGCAGGAACGGGAACGUCAACAGGAGCAGGAGGUGCCGGUACAAAUAGUCCGGUGACCACAGCGUCAAGCACAGCUGCGACCACGACUGGUCCAGCCACUAGUAUGAGCGAUACCAGCAACAACCCGCCACAGUCAACGACCACGCCCGCCAGCCGAACGAACAGCAUCUACUACAAUCCGUCGCGGAAGAAACGGCCGGAGAACAAGGCUGGCGGAGCCCACUACUAUAUGAACAACCAUAUGGAGAUGAUCGCCAAGUACAAGGGCGAACCGUGGCGCAAGCCGGACUAUCCGUAUGGCGAGGGCGUUAUCGGGCUGCACGAGGAGAUCGAGCAUUUCUAUCAGUACGUCCUGCCCACGCCCUGCGAACACGCCAUCCGCAACGAGGUGGUCAAGCGCAUCGAGGCCGUUGUCCAUUCCAUCUGGCCACAGGCGGUAGUCGAGAUCUUUGGCUCUUUUCGCACUGGCCUCUUUUUGCCCACCUCCGACAUAGAUCUCGUUGUGUUAGGUUUGUGGGAGAAGCUGCCGCUGAGAACGCUAGAGUUCGAGCUAGUGAGCCGCGGUAUCGCCGAGGCUUGUACGGUGCGUGUUCUGGACAAGGCAUCAGUGCCCAUCAUCAAGUUAACGGACCGGGAAACGCAAGUGAAGGUAGACAUAUCGUUCAACAUGCAGAGUGGUGUUCAGUCGGCGGAGCUGAUUAAGAAGUUUAAGCGCGACUAUCCAGUGCUGGAGAAGCUAGUGCUUGUGCUGAAGCAGUUCCUACUGCUCCGCGAUCUCAACGAGGUGUUCACGGGGGGCAUCUCCUCCUACUCGCUGAUCCUUAUGUGCAUCAGCUUCCUGCAGAUGCAUCCGCGCGGUAUCUACCACGAUACAGCCAAUCUGGGGGUGCUUCUCCUCGAGUUCUUCGAGCUUUACGGACGUCGCUUCAACUACAUGAAGAUCGGCAUCUCCAUAAAGAACGGUGGCCGCUACAUGCCCAAGGAUGAGCUGCAGCGUGACAUGGUCGAUGGCCAUCGACCCUCGCUCCUGUGCAUCGAGGAUCCGCUGACGCCGGGCAAUGAUAUCGGUCGAAGCAGCUACGGCGUCUUCCAGGUGCAACAGGCAUUCAAGUGCGCCUACCGCGUGCUCGCCCUCGCCGUCAGUCCGCUCAACCUUCUCGGCAUUGAUCCGCGCGUCAACUCGAUACUGGGUCGAAUCAUCCACAUCACCGACGACGUGAUCGAUUAUCGCGAAUGGAUCCGCGAGAACUUCGAACAUCUGGUGGUGGUGGAUCGCAUCUCGCCGCUGCCCACUGCCGCUCCCACUGCGUACGCCACCGCCAAUGGGGCGCCAAAAUAUGUGAUUAUGCCCUCGGGCGCCGUUGUCCAGCAGCUGUACCAUCAUCCGGUGCAGGUGCCCACCGCUCACGGGCACAGCCAUGCGCACAGUCACGGGCACGCGCAUCCUGGCGCCCAUCUGUGCCAGCCGUAUGUGACCGGGACCACUGUAUCUGCUGUAACGACGACUACAACGAUGGCGGUGGUGACCGUGGGCGUUUCAGCCGGCGGAGUCCAACAGCAGCAACAGCAACAGAAUGCGACGGCCCAUACCCACGCGCAGCAGCAGUCACAGAACCAAUCGCAGUCGCGCCAUAGACGCGGCAGCACCUCGUCGGGCGAUGACUCCGAGGAUAGCAAGGACGGUGAUGUUGUCGAGACGACGUCGGGUGCUCAGGAGGUCGUUGACAUCACGCUAUCGCCGCCAAAUGGCCUGUCCAACAUGUCCAUGCCCAUGCCAGUGCACGCGGUCGGAAUGCCAGCGUCAAACAGUUGGAGCGGUAAUGGCAAUGGAAACGGAAACAGCAGCUCAUCCACAGGCUCGUCGCCGGAAAUCGCACACAUCGCUGCCCAGGAAAUGGACCCCGAGCUUGAGGAUCAACAGCAAAAUCAGCAGCACCAAGAGACUUCUGGAGGCAAUGGCUUCAUCCGACCGGGUGACGGCGGCACCGGUUCCAGCAGGGGAGGCGGUGACGGCAGUGGCGGACGCAAUUACAACCAGCGGAGCAACCACAACUCCAGCGGCUACUACCACCAGCAGUACUACGUGCCACCGCCGAUGCAACAGCAGCUGAGCAAGUCCAACUCCUCCUCCAACUAUCACCAGCAACACCAUCACAGCCACAGCCAUGGCAAUCAUAGUCACCGACAACCACAUCACCAUCAGCAGCAGCACCACCACCAGCAGCGGCCGCAGCAUCUGCGGGUGGGCGGCGGCAGUCGAUACCAGAAAUCGUUGGGCGGAUCGCCCAUCAUCAGUGCUGGCAAUGCGUCGAACAGCAGCAGCAAUUGCAGCAACAGCAGCAGCAGCAGCGGCAGCAACAACAGCCGCCUGCCGCCGCUGAGGGGAACACUGGUGAAUUCGUCGUCAGCAAUAUCAAUCAUUUCCAUAUCCUCAGAAUCAUCCAUUGCUAGCAGCAGCUCCAGUUCGUCAAGGUCCGGACAGGAUCAGCAGCGUGACGAGCGAUAGGAAUAGGAUGUAGGAGGAUAUUGCGUAUGUCUAUGACAGAGAGGGAAAGAGAGCGCGAGAGAGAAAGAGAUAGUUACGAGUUAGCAAUAUUUAUGGAUUACAUUUCUUUCUCAGGUUAAUUGUAAACUAUGCUGCAUUUUUCUAAUAAAUAUCACCGACCCCCCGCCUCGCCCUAAUCCUAAACCAUCUCCUCAAGCAAGCUUCCCUUUGCAGUUCCAAUGUAACUGCGAUUACUUUCUUUUACGCUGCAGCGACGCAGACCUACUAAGCCUAGAGUUAGGAACUUUGCCUCUGAUCGCGCUAAAUGUAUUUCAGUUUGUUUCUAAAAUAAACAUGAAAGCAAACAAUAUAUAUAUAUAUAUAUAUUUAUAUAUAUAUGUAUUUAUAUAUAUAGAUAUAUAUUAAAGUUAAUUGUACCAUAACUGUUAGCUUAUAAGUAGAUUGUAAGGGUUUAAAAGAUCGAUAAACUGAAGUAUGAAAUUAUGCUAAUCUCUCUUCCCAUAAAAAGUUUGUGAGCCUACUUAACUUGUUCGAACACAUUGUCCAACCCCAAAGCAAUUGUGUUUUUAAGCUUAAACAAAAAAAAAAAACAAAAAAACAAAACAAAGAAACAACAAAACAACAAAAAAAAAAAGCAAAAAACCUACAACGCAUCUUUUGUUUAUACUUAUUUACUAUUAAUUGAUUAUUAUGAUUAUGCAAUGUUGUGCAUUUUGCAUAGAUUCCUGCCAUUUGUUUGUAUAGUUGUUCACAAAUCUUUGUAAAUACUUAGUUACCGCCCCCUGUGACACGCCUCCCGCCCCACCAACCACGCCCCCUCUAAACGCACUGCCAUUUUGAGAAAGGUUUUUAAAAAACACGUCGAAAAGGAGCUAGCAGAAGAGUAGAAAAGAAGAUUUAGACUUUGUACAUGUAUAACAUUUUAGGCUGUUCUUCUUUCCAUUUGUAAGAGACAAAGAAACAAAGAAAGCAAAACAACAACAAAAAACCCAAACCAGAAACAUAAACCCAACUAAUUGUAAAGUCACCUUAAUAGUCUACGAAUAUGUUUGUCAAUCGAGUCGCGAACGUAGAGCUCUGUAAUACUAGGCGGCAAUAUUUAAAAUUUCAUUCUGAAAGCGCAACAUUUCUGAUUCUUGGAGAUAAAUGACAUACAAAAAAAAUUGUACAUCAAAACAUAUUUGAAUAUGGAUUUCUCUGUUGUAUUGUAAUAUCUGAUUGUGUUUUGUAAUAUCUAAUAUUUUAAUAUUUAACUUCUAUUUUACUUUCUCAUAAGGCUUUGCUUUCGAACGUAUUUGUGAACAGUUGCGACAUAUUAAGCUAGUUUGUGAAUCGUGAGCUAAGAGUUCAUAGUAUUGAAUCUGAAAUAUCGACCUUGAGUGGUUUAAAACCUAAAGUUUCAGAAAUCGAGUUUAGGUUCAAUAUCUUUUUUUUCUGUUGCCUAGUGUGAAUAAAGCGAUGUCCAAUGUUGACAAAGGCCGAAGGUGCGCUCUCCCUUUCGCACGACGACUCCUACAAGCUGGCAGCUUUGAAGCCCACCUUACACAUACACUUGCUCACUCACAUCACAAACACACACAAGCGCAAAGGCUCCCCCACACAGAUACCCGAACAGAGAGGGACACUUAACGGUAAAGUUAGCAUAGACAGUUGGGGAAGACGGGGCAAUGAGCCGUUAGUAAGAAUGAGCAGGCGGUUGCGAUAGAGCGAGAUAAAGUAAUAAGGAAAGAGAGAUAGAGAGAGCGAGCGAGAGUAACAUAUAAGAAUUAUUAAAUUUAUGCACUCGUCUGUUGAAUAUUUAUAUGAAUUAUAUGUAUGUAGUUACUAAUAUUAACUAAUUGGUAAAUAUACAAUAUUUAUAUGCAUAACUUGUGGAUUAAUGUGGACAAACAAAUGUUUAGAAUUAGCAAUCUAGCCACGUAAGACUCGUAAAUGGUAAAUCGUAAAUCGACAACUACUUAGACUACAUAACUGUGUACCAGAGCAUAUGUAAGCACAUAAGCACUCCCACACACACACACACGAAGACACCACUACAUGCGCAUACUCGCUAGAAUGUUGAGGUUAUGUCGUAGAUUUUUUCAGUAUCGAUCACGAUUUCGCCUAGCCUAGCAAGUAAGCCGCAGAACUAACUGUAAAACUAACCCAUUUCCCCACUGGAUUCCAUGCGUUCGAACUCGUUUCAUCCUUCGCCGAUCAUUGCCCAUUGUCCUUCGUUUCGUUUCCUUUGCGUUCCGUUCGCAGUUCCCAACUUUCAUAAUACGUGUGCAUAUACUCGAAACACACACACACAGUUUUUUAGUUAGUGGGUAUUAAUAAAUUAAAUUAAAUUUAAUUAACUACAUUUAACGCAACUAAAUUCAAUUCAAGUGAAUCAAAUGAAUCGAUCGAUACUUGUAUAUGAUAGAGUUCAAUAGCUGUGUAAGAAUCGGAAUCGUAACAAUUUAGUAUGCAAAAAUCGUAAAUCUAACUGAUUGUAUAAUUAGCGAAAAGAGAAAAACGGAAGCGAUAAGCAAAACGAUGCGACAAAUAAAAGCCGGCAAAAACUA
Drosophila simulans is the source of this 6054-nucleotide messenger RNA. RefSeq names its product non-canonical poly(A) RNA polymerase protein Trf4-1 (gene Trf4-1). Gene Ontology annotation, cellular component: nucleolus; TRAMP complex. Gene Ontology annotation, biological process: RNA 3'-end processing. Bases 503 to 3505 code for a protein of 1000 amino acids. Lineage: Eukaryota; Metazoa; Arthropoda; Insecta; Diptera; Drosophilidae. The transcript has 5 exons. Gene Ontology annotation, molecular function: mRNA binding; poly(A) RNA polymerase activity. The record is from RefSeq and is a predicted model, not a curated record.